AUUUACAAAAUACUACUCGCAUCACAGGAUGUGCAUGGUUGUCUAUAAAAGUGGUGAUAAAGAUUACCGAUUGUUUGGAGUUACAUGUAUUUUUAGGACAAAGUUGAGUUUGUCGAAUAUUCCGAGUUUAUUCUUUCGAACAAACGAUUCAUUUUACUCCAGAAUAGGAAUUCUGUCAAAAUGAUUGUUCAUUUUUAUCGACAACUUAAAAGUUUAAUUCUAGCAAUGACAUUUGUUGUGACAACGUACAAAACAGGAACUUGUGGAAAUGGAAUGGACUUGUUUGAGGAAACUACAUUUUUAGAUUGCAGUUUUUCAGACUACUGUCAAAGGUCUUAUGUCAGAGAAAAUGUUAGAAAAUACUGCAGUGAGGAAAAUCUUACUUAUAUUGAAAGAUGUUGUUUUAAUAAAACAUCUAUGGCUAAUGUGCUUGUUGGACUUGAUUUGUCGAACUGUACGCUAAUGAAUGUAAGUGACUUGUUCAAGAAUACCACCAAUCUUGUUAUCUUAGAUUUGGAAGACAAUCCUCUCCUCAAUUACACUAAAGCAGAUUUUUUGGGUCUUACUCAUUUGGAAUAUCUUUAUUUACCAGAAAAUAAAACAUGUCCAGGAGGUGAGGCAGCAUGGAGUAGUAGUGGAACUGAGUGUAGUGGCCAGUUAAACCCCUGCAAUUAUUUAAAUGUAUCCUGUACUGAAAAUGGUCAAUGUCACCACCUGGGACCAGGUAUAGCCAAAUGUGGUUGUCUACCAGGACAUUAUGGAUACAAGUGCCUUAGGCAGGGUACCUUUCCAACACUUACAUACUGCCUGGCUAUCUGUAUUCCAACUGUACUGUUUUCUGCAUUCUUUUGGUUUACUCAGAGAAGGCAUGUUAAAACAGACUGAAGAAUGUUAUAGUUUGAAAUAGCAUUGAUGUAUAAUAAAAUUAUUAUAGAAUAACAUUAAAUGUACAGUAAUUUCUGAAUUUCAUGUUAAAUCAAGGGUUUUAAUUAAUUUGGCAGUUUCAGGAUUUUACUGAUAAAUAUAGAUUCUCAAAAUUAAAGAAAAUUAAAUCUAGCCUUAAACAAAUACUCAGCCACUGUUGAUGUGUUAGUGUAUUUUUCAUUAUCAUACCAUAAAUAUAUUUAUGUGAAAUACAAGUUUGAUAAUACUGUUAUUUGUAAUUGGUAACCAACAACUACAAUAUGUUUUGGUUAACUAAAAGUUUAAAAUCCACGUUUAAUGCAAUGGUGUAUUUUAGUCAAUCUUUAUAUGACUUUAAAAAUUAGAUUGGUUUCACCACCUUGUCUCGUGCAUACUCUGUAAAGAAACUACUACUUUAAAUUUUGGACACUAUUAAAGCAGUAGUGAUAAACUUCUGAAAAUUUUUAUGUAUCACUGAAUCAACAUACCUAAAAUUUAUGUUACUACCUACCUAAUCUGCAGUGCUCUUUGUCAAGUUAUUUUCAGCAUGACAGGAUACUAUGGAGAAGUUUGGGUAUAAUGCGAUAUAUAUAAUUUUUUUUUUUUUUUACAUGAGUGAAGUUAUACUGAUAAAAGAAGAAUCCGAUACCUUAAAUGUUAAUGUUUAAACAUGUGAAAGUUGUUAUAAUAAACCUUUUAUAUUUCACACCUUUUAAAUUCUGUAACUAAACAUAUAAAAAAAAAAUUUUCAGUGUUAGUUCAUGGAUUAUUCUACUCAAAUAUUUUUACAAUACCUUUUAUCUUUACAUUAAAAAUAUAAAUACACAUUCUGUUCUUACUCUGUCCAAAUUUGGGUAUACUGGUCUGAUCUAGAUUAAGUAGUCAUGCCCCAAGGUUACAGAAAGUAAGUAGUAAUUAUAGAGAGAUUCAGUUACAGCCACUAGGUUGUGACAGAACUAUCUUGUAACUUUGUGGGCAUGUUUUUGAACUUUUGUCAGCACAUGUGAAAUAAAAGUGUACUGUAUUAACUACAUCGGUUUGUUUUAAAGUUUAUGAGCAAGCUAAUAAACAAAGGUUGUUUUAAGGUUUAAGUUAUUAGAGGUUAGCAGUUAUAACAAGGAGUAUUUGUUUCAUUUAAUGAAAUUUUGAAGGCUCUGUGGUAGAACAUUUAUAUAGCAAUUAUAUUAAAUGAAAAAGUAAAAUGAUUUCCUGUUACAAAGAGCUUGUCUUAACUCAACAGAGCACUACAAGCUGCUUCACAAGUAGCUUGCUUUGCAAACCAUAUAAAGAGUAAUUGUUCUCUGAAAUUUGAUAUCUGCAACCAACAUACAAGGGGGCAUCUCAGAAUUUAGCAUUUUCAUUUUGUUUUUCCAUUUCAAGUUAAAGUAUAUUAGCAGUUGGGAUAUUAAAUGUUAUUUCAAGCUCUUAUUGACAAUUUUGUGCUACUGGUUCUAAAAGAAUUGAUAAAUAUUUACAGUUUGGUAUUGCAAUUUUUUGAUAAUCAUGGUAUGCAAGUUAUAUAUCACUGUAAUAACAUGUUAAAUAAUAAACAGUUAUAGUACACAA
Limulus polyphemus (Atlantic horseshoe crab) is the source of this 2469-nucleotide messenger RNA. Its product is annotated as all-trans retinoic acid-induced differentiation factor-like. Gene Ontology annotation, biological process: positive regulation of osteoblast differentiation. Bases 181 to 885 code for a protein of 234 amino acids. Lineage: Eukaryota; Metazoa; Arthropoda; Merostomata; Xiphosura; Limulidae. The record is from RefSeq and is a predicted model, not a curated record. The transcript is spliced from 7 exons. Gene Ontology annotation, cellular component: intracellular membrane-bounded organelle.